GGGUGACUAGCGCAACGUUAAAAAAAUGUCGAUAGUAUCGAUAGUUGGGAGACUACCGAUAAUAAUGAUAGUGCCGUCGAUAGCUUGAUAGUUUUCCAGCUCUAGUUAAAAUAUGUCAGCUGAUAUUAUGAUUUUCUUUGUUGUUUUGCAAUUUUAGUCAUCCAAUGCAUUUUUCGCAGUAUUUUUGUUUUGCAGUUUUUUUAGAUUAAUUUCAAGAAGUAUUUAAAUGGCUUCUGGACGCCAACGUUUUAAUUUAGUUUCCAAAUUGAAUAAUAUUAAUGUGGAAGACUUGCAAUACGUAGAACGAGAUUUGUGCUUCUAUGAGCUGGUUUCUUUGGGUUUCCUUCUAUUCGGCGAUGACCGCGUAGCUGCCGAGUUUGCUCUGCAAAAGCUACUCAUCCUAUCCAAUACCCAUAAGGGCGGCGGCUGCGGCGGCGCCGAUUUGCUCACCAAAUACAUAAGCCUAAAUCCGCGCAAUUGGCGUGCUCAGCUGGUAGAGGCCUUGGCUAUAGUGGGUGCCCGUCGUGUGUUGCGCAAGUUGGGAUUCGAUUGGAAUGAAUUACAUCAACACUACCUGCCACAUAUUGGCGAGCUAAGUCUGCAUGUACACCCACUAUUAAAGGCGUUAUACCGCGUAUGUGAGCGUUUGAAACCGGCACAAGCUGGGCAGCUAGUGCUGCGGGUCAAUGAACAACGCAAACGUCCGGAAGAGCUUCUGCGUUUCUAUGAUUUCGCAUACCUGGAAAUAUUUAUGCUCGACUGGAUCUCACGGCGCAUUAUAAUUUUGGGUGAUAGUGCAGCAAAUGGAGCGGAUGUCGAUGUGCUUCUCGAAUUUUUAAAAUUUAAUGAUAUGGAUGCUUUGAAAACACUGCUUAUCGAAACCAUCGUAAAUAAUGCUGAAAAACAGCGCGUUAGCAGUGGCGCUCAUAUAAGUGCAGAUAAUUCCACUGCAGUUGCGCCGUUGGAAAAUAAUAAUAUGCUUAUUUCCGCUACUUCUACACCAAUUCCACAAACAGGAGACAAUGCCUGCGCCUCGGUUCGCAGCUGUGACCUAACGAUGGGUGAAAAAUAUGAAGUACGUCGAGAAAGAGCUGGAAUUCUAUUGAUAAUCAAUCAGCUAAGCUUCCAUGAAGAUCCCGAUCCUGCAUUAAAGCACUUGUUGCCGAAAAAGCCACUCAAAGCGCGCUAUGGUUCGAAUGUAGACAAGGAGCGACUGAGGAAUGUUUUUACGGAUUUCGGCUACAGAGCGCAGGAGUUCGAAAAUCUCACACAUCUCGAAUUGAUGCAUCGCAUACGUGAGACUGUAAAGUUAUCUUUUCAGUUCGAUUCGCUGAUUGUGUGCAUACUAUCGCAUGGCAUCGAUGGUUCCGUUUAUGGCAGCAAUAGCAUUCCUGUAGAGAUAGCGGAAAUUGAACAUAUAAUUACAGGCGAUACGCUGUAUGCCAAGCCAAAAUUGCUAAUCAUACAAGCGUGUCAGAAAGAUGAAUCACCAAUAAGCGAAAAGCGCAAGAUUAAUGUGACGCCUCAUCGUUUCGGUGAUAUUGUCAAGGCCAUGUCGACUGUGCCCGGCUAUUCUGCAAUGCGUCACACGGUGGAGGGCACAUGGUUUAUACAAGAAUUAUGUGAAGCUGUUGAGCGUUUUGGCGAUAGGCGCCACAUUGUUGACAUUCUCAUCCGCGUCAAUCGCAAAGUGAGCGAGCGGCGCGGUAAUGAAAAUGAGAUAAUGAUGCCCAUAUCCAGCAACACACUACGCAAGUAUUUCUUUUUACCGCCGCGCAGCAACGCCUAACGUCUUUUGUAAGUGCGAAGCAAAGUCGUGACAAUUUUUUUUUAAUAAUAUUUAAUUGUAAAGUAGAAAAUAUUUGCUAAUGUAGUUAGUUGUUUUAUAUCGCUGAUCGGUAGAAUUGUUUGUAGAAAAACUAGAUGCUUUAUAUAAAAGGAUUGAGAACGAAAAAAGAUUUUAAAAAUUGCACAACGCUGAAAAAGUAUUUUUUUGCAAAACAAUAUAGUCGAAAAGUCUGCAAAAUUUUAAUUUUUGAAGAAAACUAAUCUUUGAUAACUCCCCUCUUUAUAUAUAUUUUCGUGUUAAUAAAUUAAUGCAAAAAAUCACUUUUUAUUGGCAAGCGUCUAAAAAGACCAUAUUUCAGAAAAUAUUAAAAAUUUUGUAACCUUCUUUUUUUGUACUACAAUUUUAAGGUUUUUACGUUCAGAACUCGAUUUGUUUAAAAGGGGAUACAUUUUCGAAAGUAGUUUUUUUUUCAGUGGAAGCAGCUUUUUCUUUUCGGUAUAUGCUUAUGAAGCACUAAAAUUACGGAAAUCCGAUAGAAAAAUAUUUUUCAAAUAUCUUUUGGUAUCGAUAAUUCAGUGUAGUCUGCAAAAAGUUUUUCCCUGCUUUAGAAUUUCUCAAAACUCAGUUUUUGUAAAGAAAACUUAAUUUAGAAAAUCUUCGAUUUUAGAAAAUCCACGUUAUUUUGCCUUUGAUGUUUUAAAUGUUUCCUACUCAUCAAUUAUUUAAAUAAGUUAAUGGCAAAACCAGCUUUCUAAAUAUGAACCAACUCGGACCCGGAUACGGGUUUUCCAAAUAUCUCGACUCUAACGCCACCCAUCGGCAAUUUUUUUGUGUAGUUAUUCCUUUUAACAGAUGUCAAUUUCGAAAACUUGUUUUUUAAUUAAUAAUUUUGUGUUGUUUAAAUGUGAUUUGUUGAAGCAGUUUCGCACCUCCCUAGUUGUUUAAAAGUAAGUUUCUUAAAAACCUACAUUUAAGAAAAACAAUCGAAAAUCUUUUAAUUUCAAAACCCGUUUUUUGACAUUUUGUAAUAUAUUUUAACGUUAUCUGUUGCAUAUUUGUGCCGAAGAAAAUUCAUUCGAAAAUACACUGGUUUGUUUUUAGCAUAAUAUAGUUUUUUAUUUACUGGCGCGUUUUAUUAUAUUUAGGCCAUUUUCUCAAAAAGGUUUUAGAAUUUAACUGCCUUUUAUACACAAAUUUUGUUCUGAAAAAAAUGUGUUUAAAGGUCAGGUAAAUUUUAAAACCUACUUCAGAAGCCGGCACUAAGUUUUAUAAUUUUCUUAUUUCAUUAUAAAUGAUACGGUAAUUUCUAUUUUACACAUUUGGUAUGCAAUAAAUGCAUACCUUUAUUAUUUUAUUGAUAUAAUUUUGUUGUUGUUGAAGUUUUGGCAUUUUAUUAUAUAUAACUUAGGG
Messenger RNA from Rhagoletis zephyria (snowberry fruit fly), 3199 nucleotides. RefSeq names its product Caspase-8 Dredd (gene Dredd). Gene Ontology annotation, molecular function: cysteine-type endopeptidase activity. Gene Ontology annotation, biological process: proteolysis. The record is from RefSeq and is a predicted model, not a curated record. NCBI's taxonomy places the organism in Eukaryota, Metazoa, Arthropoda, Insecta, Diptera, Tephritidae.